UCGUGUUCACCUCACCGUGGGCGCCGUGGCCGCUGGCUCGACCGAGCAAUCUCAGCGCUGGUGCGGGAAGCUCUGACGCAGGCAGCUGCAGAGCGCCCGCAAGACUGAGCUCCCGACCGGUGAUCGAGUGGACAAGUAGAGAUGGCCGCGAGACGCGGGCCGCCGAGGUCGACAGUGCUCCUUCUCGCCGUUCUCAUCGGGUUGUGUUUCGUCUUUCUCUUCAGCCUGGAGCGGCACAUGCGGCGACCAGCCGCUGCUCUUCGUAAGGCAACGGAAGAGGAGUUGGCUGCGCAGUCACGGCGGCAGCGAGAGGUGGCGCUGCCACGGCAAACAGAGCCCGCAGCAGGCACGACGAUAGCGUGUCCGCUGUACUCUGGACCGGGCUUCGGCAAGGCGGGCGCCAAGUACACCGAGUUGCAUGCCAUAAACUUGCACUCGCCGUAUCAGGGCCUGCCGGAACCACCAACCGCGACGCUGCAGCAGUUCUCCCUGCGGCGACUGCGGCUGCUCGCGGGCAGUGCACAAUGGGCCUCGAUGCAGGUCAACCUGAAUUACCUCCUCUCCAUCGACCCCGACACCCUGCUGUGGGCGUGGAGGCGCAAUGCGGGCGAGCAUCCGAAGGGCAGACCCGCCGGCGGCUGGGAGGCGCCGCACAUGGAGCUGCGGGGCCACUUCCUCGGCCACUAUCUGUCUGCGUGCGCAAUGACCUGGGCUUCAACAAACCACUCCGUUCUCGAUGGUCGGAUGCGGUACGUCGUCUCCGCCAUGGCCGAAGUCGCUGCGCGCCUGGGCGGGGGCUACCUCUCUGCCUUUCCAGAGUCGCUGCUCGAUCGGUUCGAGCGCAUCGAGCCCGUCUGGGCGCCCUACUACACGCUUCACAAGGUGUUGCAGGGGCUGCUCGACCAGUACACGAUCGCCGGCUCCUCUCUCGCGCUGCAGCUCGCCAUCGGCCUCGCGGCGUACGUGGGCGGCCGCCUAGAGCGAGUGCUAUCCACCUCGGGGCUGACCCACCACUGGGCGACUUUGAAUAUGGAGUACGGCGGGAUGAAUGACGUGCUAUGGCAGCUGGCGGCCAUCACCGGCCGGCCCGAGCACCGUCGGUGGGCCUCUCUAUUCGACAAGCCUUGCUUCCUUUCGCCACAAGCAGCCCACGAGGAUCGACUGUCAAAAAUGCACGCGAACACGCACGUGCCCAUCGCCAUCGGGGCGCUGCAUCGGCAUGAGGUGACUGGUGAGCCCGUCUUCCGCCUCCUCGCUGAGAACUUUCUCGACCUCCUCAACACGACGCGCACGUUUGCGACCGGCGGCUCCUCCCACCACGAAAAUUGGGGCUCGCCCAACAAGCUGGGCCACCUGCUCGGCCCGCCGCCAUUCGGAACGGUGCACCAGGAGUCGUGCGUGACGCACAAUACGUUGCGGCUCGCCAUCGACCUCUUCCGGUCAACGCGGCAGCCGCAGUACGCAGACUUCAUCGAGCGGCUGCAGCUGAAUGGCGUGCUCGGCACUCAGCGUGGCACGCAGCCAGGGCAGAUGCUCUAUUUCUACCCCCUCGGCACAGGGGUCAGCAAGAAGGAGGCGGGCAUCAACCUCGGCACUAGCGGCUGGUCCCACCCCACCCAGUACUUCAGCUGCUGCAUGGGGACCGGCAUCGAGGCCCAUGCAAAGUUACAGGAGGCAACCUUCUUCUUCGCCCCUCCUGUCACCGCCGCCGCCGCCGCCGCCUCUGGCGGCCCAGGGUCGCCCGCCGAUCUCUGGCUGGUCUCGCUCGUCCCAACCGAGCUGGUCUGGCCGGAACAGCGCGUCCGUGCGACUCUCACCGCCAACGGGGCGCUCGAUGUGCCGAGCGGCACUCCGUGCAACGCAACCCUCACCCUCACGCCCCUCCAACUCGCGUCUCCUGAGCGACACGGCGCAUCGGACGCCGCUGGGCUGCCGUCCUCCCUGCGGCUGAAGCUCCGCAUACCGCGAUGGGCACGCGCUGCGGCCGCCGCUGCCGCCUUGCGUGACGGUGGCGGCGACGGAGGGCUUCGUGGCUCGGUGAGCGGCGCGGUGGCGGCGGGCAGUACCGAUCUCAAUGUGGACUUUUGGAGCUUCGAGCUGACGCCGCCUGUGCGGACUGGCGAGGAGGUGAGCGUACGUCUCUCUCUGCCCGCCGCGCUGCACGUUGAGCCGCUCAAGGACCCACGCUGCCAGUACAAGGAGAUGACAGCGCUGCUGUACGGCCCGCUCGUGCUCGCCGGCCUGACGACGUCUGGGCAGUCCGAGUUGCACGGACGGCGCGAGCGCCUCGACGACGCGAUUGUGCCCGUCCCCGCGGACGCGCGCGGCCAGCUCAUCAGCUUGCGGGCCGCCGAGAGCGGCGAAUUCCUCUCUGUGCUUGGGCAGAGCGCAGUCGAGCUGCGAAGGCUCACCGAGCCUGGCUUCUCGAAUCGGCGGCGCGGAGGCUCCGAUGCCGCAAACGCCGCGACUUUUCGCGCUGUGCCACGAGCCAACGGAGAGGUAGCGCUCGAGGCGUUUGCGCUCCCAGGCCGAUUUGUCGCCCCGUCUGCGGCCGGUGCCCUCAUGCUUGAGGUGCCAAGGCGCGGCUCAUCGCCUCAUGGCUGGCGGUUGCACGCGCUGGCCGGCAGCAGGUUGCGGUUGGAGCCGGCGGGGUGGCCCGGGUGGUUCAUUGGAGCGGUGUCUGGGCCGGCCGGCGCGAAUAGCGCGCCCCGGGCUGCGGAGCGUUUGGCGCUCGUCAACGGCACGGCGCAAGCGCUCGAGCUCGAGAAGAGGCCGAGCGCGGCGGAGUACCCGCCGUGCUCCUUCUGGGCGCGCGGCGCGCGCGGGCAGGGCGUGCUCAUGUGGCCGCUCAACGAGAUGGUCGACGAGACCUACACGGUGUACUGGCGCUUCUGCGGGGUGCCACGCAAAUGGGUGCGAGGGGACGGCUACCUUCCGGCGGACUUUGAGCUGUACUCCAAGGAGACCACGCUCACGGAGGCGAAGCGCAUCUGCUCCGCCGACAGUCGCUGCACGUCGCUAACGGUCAACUGUGGGACUGCGGACUGUGGCUGGUCCGAGCCUGCACGGUUUAUCUUCAAGACCUUCUCGGACCCACGCACCGUGCUGCAGCCGCGGUCGGCAGACUCGGGACACUUUUGGCACUCGUUCUGGAGCGAGGAGGACGACACGCCACGUGCUGGGCCUGGCGCGGGGUGCGCCAUCGCCAGCGCGAGCGACGGGCACAUGGACCUGUCCAACUACACGCAGGGCAACCCGUUCGAGGCCCGGUAA
Molecule: messenger RNA, 3273 nt
Organism: Emiliania huxleyi CCMP1516
Lineage: Eukaryota; Haptophyta; Isochrysidales; Noelaerhabdaceae
Exons: 3
Coding region: 142-3273 (1043 amino acids)
Source: RefSeq, a predicted model, not a curated record